Striga asiatica is the source of this 342-nucleotide messenger RNA. NCBI's taxonomy places the organism in Eukaryota, Viridiplantae, Streptophyta, Magnoliopsida, Lamiales, Orobanchaceae. The record is from the annotation of a GenBank genome assembly.
AUGGAGUAUAGUCGGCAAGCAAUCGUGGUGCAGGUAAGCAAGACCCUGGGCAGACCCCACUGCAAUCUUGUACCUUGUCUCCCAGUCCAAGUUCCGAUUAUUCUGCAGAAGCUGCUGAAGGUUGCCAUUGGAGAUGUAAUUGUACAAAAGAAGUUUCACGCUCUUCGUCACUAUAUUCCUGUGCCUGAUAUGCCCGAGUAUUUGAAUCUCGGCCGCAAAAGAGUCUAUGAGGGGCUCCUCCUCCUUUUUAACCGCAAUUACCUCACCAUUAGGCAUUUCCGCCCUAUAAACAACGCCCGAGCAUCCUUUCCCAAUUUCGUUUUCAUCCCUCAAACAGCUUAG